Mus musculus (house mouse) is the source of this 4133-nucleotide messenger RNA. It is a transcript of the gene Atp1b2, whose product is annotated as ATPase, Na+/K+ transporting, beta 2 polypeptide. Gene Ontology annotation, molecular function: protein-macromolecule adaptor activity; ATPase binding; transporter activator activity. Gene Ontology annotation, cellular component: plasma membrane; sodium:potassium-exchanging ATPase complex; apical plasma membrane. Gene Ontology annotation, biological process: sodium ion transport; potassium ion transport; membrane repolarization. The record is from RefSeq and is a predicted model, not a curated record. Lineage: Eukaryota; Metazoa; Chordata; Mammalia; Rodentia; Muridae. The transcript is spliced from 7 exons. Bases 1900 to 2613 code for a protein of 237 amino acids.
GCACUGCUGAGGAGCGGAGCCUCCGAUUGGGGGGCCCCUAUCCUUGUCUUUCCCCCACAACUGCUUGUCCCCGCCCCAGCUCCCACUGGCUGGGCCAACUGUGGUGUGGCUGUCGCCGUUUGUCGGAGGAGCCUUAAUCGGCCACCUGCCGCGUUCUACAGCCUCUUUGCAUCUCGGAUUUCGGGGCGGCUCCCUCCCCCAUCUUUCCCUGCUUCUUUGCACCCCGCUUUUUCUGCGUUUCGCUCGAAUUUUGGAGCCGUCUGGUUUUGCACCCCUUUUUGUUUUGCUUCUAGGCGGUGUGUGGGGUGAAGGUGCCUCGGCAUCCCUUUCCCUGGUUAUCUUUCCCUGUUUUGACAGCCCCCCUUUCUAUCGCAGUCGGGGGGCCUAGCCUCGGUGCACCUUCGCCGCACUGCCAGCAGACCACAGUGCGUGGCUGUGCACCCCGGAAUUUGCAGCAGCUGUAUAUCUGACUGGAGUCUCCCUGCCUCGCUCCCGCGCGCAUUUGGUGCGUGGAGGGCUUCAGCGCGCGACGCCCCGGCUUCUCCGCAGCCCCCAGCAGCGCGCCGGGACUCGCCCCGUGCCUCCAAGAUGGUCAUCCAGAAAGAGAAGAAGAGCUGCGGGCAGGUGGUUGAGGAGUGGAAGGAGUUCGUGUGGAACCCGCGGACGCACCAGUUCAUGGGGCGCACCGGGACCAGCUGGGGUACGCGGGGCUGGCGCGGGAAAGGUGGUAGCUGACCGCUCGGCGAUGCCUUUGGGGCGCAGGGUCCCGCGGGCGUCGCCCCAGCUCCCCUGCCGGGUCCCUGGCGUCCAGCCCCCACUGUCGGGCUUUGGAUCGGGAGGGGCCCCGAAUCAGCGGUCUAAUCUCUCUGACUGGCCGCUGCGGAGGCGGAGAAAGUAGGUCACUGCCGCCUGCCCGCCCCCCGCGGAGCCCCCUCGGGCGGGGGGUCGCGGGCUCUGCGCGCGUGUCCGUGCCACGGCGCUCCCGCUCCGGCUCAGGCCCUGCGGCUGCACACGGUCAUCAUCCCUCUCCCCGAAGAGUGCCCUAACUCUCCCUCUGGCUCUCACUAGCUAGCCAACCUCGUUUAUUUUUAGCUCUCACCCACCCCCUUGGACCCUGGGAACAUUCAUGAGGAGGCGGAUCUGGCAGGGGGGUCUUGGGAGGGGGGGUUCUUAACAGCGGAAGUUGUUUGUCUGUAUUCCACCAUUGGGCGUUUGGAGUCCUCUGUGGCUGCUUUGUGGGUGGGGGGCUGCCAGGAGGGAUGGUAUUUUUCCAGGCUUGAGGUUUUCAGAUGUCAGAGGUGGAGGGAGUAAUGGUCACUGUGCUGAUAUGGGUACAUCCUCAGGCAGGGUGUUUACAUGGGACUCAGAUGCCUUGGAAGAACUCUCUACCCUUACCUCAUGGGUGUGCAAGGACUUAGGUAGUCAGGGGCUGCUGAUGGGUACCCGGUGAGGUAAGGGUGACUGACAGUCUUGCAAGACAGUGCCAAGCUGGAGAAUUGAAGCACAAGGGAUUCUGUGUGACAUAAUUUACGACAUAUCCACAUCGAUUGGACACAGUCUUCAUCAGACCACCCACCUGAGGCUUAGGGGACCAUGAAAGGAGAUCAAUGCAGCCCUUGUCCUCAAGGAACCCAAGACCCUGUGGGAUGUGAAGGAUCAACGAUGGAUGCUUGGGCUACUCAGAAGCCUCCACAGAGGAACUGUCUUCUUAGGUAGAAAGACUGAGAGUUCAGGGAGAUUGGAACAGCAUGUCCUCCUCACUGGAGGCUUAGGAUAGGAGUCCUGAGAGAUGAUGUCCAGGGAAGGCUUCUAGGAGAUUCUGUCUUCUCCUUGACUCUGGCCAAGAUCCUGUCCUUCAUCCUCCUCUUCUACCUCGUCUUCUAUGGUUUCCUCACGGCCAUGUUCAGCCUCACCAUGUGGGUAAUGCUGCAGACCGUCUCUGACCAUACCCCCAAGUACCAGGAUCGACUGGCCACACCAGGCUUGAUGAUUCGACCCAAGACUGAGAACCUUGAUGUCAUUGUCAACAUUAGUGACACUGAAAGCUGGGGUCAGCAUGUUCAGAAGCUCAACAAGUUCUUGGAACCUUACAACGACUCCAUCCAAGCACAGAAGAAUGAUGUCUGCCGUCCAGGGCGAUAUUAUGAGCAACCUGAUAAUGGGGUUCUGAACUACCCAAAACGUGCCUGCCAGUUCAACCGGACCCAACUGGGCGAUUGCUCUGGCAUUGGGGACCCUACCCACUAUGGUUACAGCACCGGGCAGCCCUGUGUCUUCAUCAAAAUGAAUCGGGUCAUCAACUUCUAUGCAGGGGCAAACCAGAGCAUGAAUGUCACUUGUGUUGGCAAGAGAGAUGAAGAUGCUGAGAACCUUGGCCACUUUGUCAUGUUCCCUGCUAAUGGCAGCAUUGAUCUGAUGUACUUUCCCUACUAUGGCAAAAAGUUCCAUGUAAACUAUACUCAGCCUUUGGUGGCUGUAAAGUUCCUGAAUGUGACCCCCAACGUGGAGGUGAAUGUUGAAUGCCGCAUCAACGCUGCCAAUAUUGCCACAGACGAUGAGCGGGACAAGUUCGCUGGCCGUGUGGCCUUCAAACUCCGGAUCAACAAAACCUGAGGCUCCCCACCCCCACCCGCCCACACUCUCCUGUGGAUGCUUCUGGAAUGUCCUUGACCCUGCCUGAUCCCUCCCUCACCCACCCCAAAGGUAUUUUUUAUAAUAGAGCUAUGACUUGUCUGAGCCUCACACCCUUUCCUCAACUUCUCUACCUAGCCUGAUGCCCACACAAUUUCCAACAUCUUCCAACCUUAGCUUAGCCAGAGACAGAGAGGAGUCGGGAGUUUUCUAGUUCGGGAACCGGAGUUGUCACUCAGCGACAGAGGACUUGCCUAGCAAGCACGAGGGCCUCAGCAUUGUUGGAGGUUUUCUAGUUUGAGUUUAUGAAUGAGAUGCCCUUACAGCUCCUGUUUCAGUUUCUACUCCCAUCCCCUUAGAGGUACAGGAAAUGGUCUCAUCCACCCAGCCUCUACCCCACAGAUCCCUCGAACCCGUUUCAGCCACUUGCUUCCCAGGGGUGAACACUGUCCUUCUUCCUUUUACAAGGUUCUAGCCACUUUCCUUUCAUCUCUUCACACUUCUGUCACCAUAGCCAGUAUCUUGGUGGCUUUGACUUCUGGUUCCUCCAGCAGUUCUGCCCUCUCCUCUCCCUGAUCCCUCUCCCUCUGAAAAGCUGCCAUUUGUAGCUCAGUACAAGUUGGUUCUGUGGCCUUUUCCGUCCUUCCUGAUACAUCCUGCUUCUCCCCCAACUGUGACUCCAAAGGAUGACUGGAAGAGAAGUCUUUAAUUCUUCUAGAAAAUUCUCUAGUAGGCUUAGACUUUUAACUUCUUCCUGGUCCCUCCUGUCAUCCAAACGGCUCCUACUCAGGCGGGCUUGACCUGCUCUGAAUAUCCACUUUGUUUUUUAACUGAUGGCUCCCUUCCCCCACUGGCCUUCCCAGAAUAUCUUUCAAAUUCUCCUUCCCAGGGAGCUCUGUGGGGGAGGGGCCGCUGUCUUGGCUCUAUCCCCAGCAGCCACCUUGGAAACGUCAGCUGGCUGGGGGGACUCCCUAAGCCCAGAUCUACCCACCCCCAUCCUCUCUCUGGCUACUCCUUGCAAGUUGCUAACUGGUCACUAAGGUCUUCCCUUUCUGCAUGCCAGCCUGAAAGCGUCAGACACCCUCCUCCAGCUCAGCUCUGAGUUUCUUUGCUCCGCCUCCUUCAAACUCUUUUGCCUUUAAAAAACAAACAAACAAACAAACAACCCUAUGACAUCCCUAGAAUGUUGCGAAAGAGCCCCCUGCUCCAAGUUUUCGUCCAUCAGAGCAGCAUAUUCCUCUAGUCUCUCUGCUUCUCUUUAAUCCUUUCCAAUCUCCUCUUCACCGCAGCCCCCACGUCCCACCCUCAAGUGGCUCCUUCCCUCUUUCCUCCCGCUGGAUCUGUGUCUCUUCCCUUUGGGUAUCCAGGUCUUCCUGCCCCUUCAUCUUCCCAGUGGUCUCCUUCUGCAGUUAUUUAAUGCCUGUGUCAGAUCUACUGUAAAAAGAGGGUAAAGUACAAUAAACUGAGAGCGAUUAUAUAUAUAAAUGUAUAUCAUACACAGA